Cuculus canorus (common cuckoo) is the source of this 1157-nucleotide messenger RNA. RefSeq names its product transcriptional and immune response regulator (gene TCIM). Gene Ontology annotation, molecular function: Notch binding. The record is from RefSeq and is a predicted model, not a curated record. Lineage: Eukaryota; Metazoa; Chordata; Aves; Cuculiformes; Cuculidae. Gene Ontology annotation, biological process: endothelial cell activation involved in immune response; negative regulation of Notch signaling pathway. The coding region runs from base 55 to 375 and encodes 106 amino acids. Gene Ontology annotation, cellular component: nucleus; cytosol. The transcript has a single exon.
CGUCCCUGGAGCCAGCACAGCACCGAUCGCUCCGACUGGGCAAACCCCACGUAGAUGAAAGCAAAGAGGAGCUGCCAGCCUCCAGCCAUGUCCACCUCCCUGCGAGUGAGCCCCUCGGUCCACGGGUACCGCUUCGACACAGCCCUGCGCAAGAAAGCUGUGGCCAACAUCUUCGAAAGCGUCAAUGAGGAGUCCCUACAGAAACUCUUCAAAAACUCCGGGGACAAGAAGGCAGAGGAAAGAGCCAAGAUCAUCCUCGCCACCGACCAGGACCUGGAGGAGAAAACCAGAGCGCUAAUGGCGCUAAAGCAGAGGAGGAAAGACAAGCUGUUGCAGUUCCUGACGCUUCGGAAAUACUCCAUUAAAGUCCACUGAGCUGGUGACGGGAGCAGAAACGGAGAACGUUUCAGAAUGGGACUGUCGGUGAGCUCCUAGCACAGCCGGCACUGCCCUGCCAGCUGCCGACAGCUCACCCGUGGGGCGUCAGCCCACCCCGCACCCAGCAAACCGCGCGGUGGACGGCGGCAUCGGUGUGGACCACAGCAUCGGUGUGGACCACAGCACCACGCCCAGUGGCUCCCAGCAGGACGGCAGCUCCGGGACUGAGUCGUGAGGGAGCCCUGCACACCUGGGUGCGACUUGAGACCUUCUGAUGGACUCGGUGUUCAAUGACUUCACCCGUGUGCUUUGCUUUUCCAAUGUGUUUCUUUGCAGUCCCGGCCCUCGCAAAGCUCCUGUGGGCUGGGAGGGAGGUUCCAGGGACCCAUCAGCUGCUGAUCACUGCAUUUGUUCAAAUGCAUCCAGUGCACCGUGUGGGUGCAGCGAGUUCAGCCUUGAGGGAACGCAUUUACUCUAGAGACACACUGCACAACUGUGCUUUUCCUCUCUUGGCUGUAGGUGUACAGUACAACUUGUUUGCACAGAAGCAAUAAUAAUGUCAGACUUCCCCAAAUUUACUGUGAAUUUCCUUAAUAUUUCGUUCAUUUCCCAUUAACACUAAAAACCUAAAUGUCAUAACAACAGCUCUUAUUUGUACAGAUUGCAAUAGCUUCGAAGACAAGUACUUUGUGGUGAUAUCUUAUGACAAUGUUGUUAUAUCAGCUAUAAUUUAUUGCAUACGGCGAUCUGAAAUCUAAUAAAUUAUGAAGUAAAUAUAA